AUGGCAGACUUGGAUGACCUUGUUGGGCGGCCCAUAUCCGCGAGCACAAGUUUCAACUGGACAUGGUUCAUUGAGCUUGUCACUUGUUCCUGUCUCGGCCUCUUCUUUCUGUUCUACUUCAACCGUCUCUUCGCGACUCUCGUUUCCUACGGCUUGAGGGCUUUCACCUGGCAUAAGUACAGAGUAUGGAUCGAUAUACAGUCUCUACAGUUGUCAUUCCUCGCCGGGAGGAUCUUCUUCAAAGGUCUCCGGUACCACGGCGAGAAUGAAACUAUCUUCGUUCAGAGCGGCUACAUCACCUGGAGGUGUUGGCUCCGAUCCGCUCGUCAGGUUGAUUUGUCUGUCACCGAUGACCAAAGCACUCCCAGCCUGAAAGAAAAACCCUCCACCACCGGAGAUGGUUCAGAGGCCUCCGAACCUGUUGCUGAAGACCAAGAGCUAGGUCGGACUGGAAAACCUGACUCUGCGGAUGCAAGAGUCGCUGUCACCGUAUCCGGUCUCGAGUGGUUUGUAUACAACCGUACUCCUGUCUACGACUCCAUCUUCCAGGACGAACACCUGUCCAAGACCAAAACCGAAGAUCCGGACCCGGAGGCUCGUAGCGGGAUCCUUCCAAAAUCAAUUUCGGGGAAACUGCGCCAUCGCAGGGGCACUGCUAGACCAGAGUCCAAGGAUACCUCCACGACGGACUCGUCGGCAGACAGGUUGUCCAGCGAAAAAGCUCACCAGUCGUUGCAGCCAGGUGAAAUGAGCGUACCCAUCUCCCGUAUGGAGACCUAUACCAGUGCUGUGUCUGGUGAAGACGAGCUCAACACGAAUGUAUCCAGCUUUUACUCAUUCAUUUUACGCACUUUGCCAAUAUCAAUCGAGUGCACCAAAGGAGCUAUCACUCUGGGUAAUGAAAACACGCGUGCUAUCGUUGUCACCACUUUUACUUCGGCUUUUGGGCAUGUGGACGCCGCCGCUGCAGGCCCGCUUGACAUCUUUCGCCAGGUCUUCGAUUUCGAGAUCAAACUUCCAAAGGUUGAAAUGAAACCCAAUCCAGAUUAUCGCAGAUCUCAGACUGCUGCGGCUGAAAAAUACAUCUCAGCUGCAGAGUCAUUGAUGCGCAGGAAAAGACGCUGGUGGCACAUCGACUUAGGCAUCCUCGUACGUCUUAAAAGAAUUGGUCAGCGAAUGAAGCGUCUCCUUCCGGGCCUUCGCAGUUCUCGAGGCUCUCUAAGAACUUCAGCCUCGCCAGACAGAGAGUCCAAAGGUCCCUUUCUGUAUGAAGAAUUUCAAGAUCUCAACAGGUCAUGGCACGGCUUGACCCGCUAUCUGGAUGAAGACGAUCAAGAUGAUCAUGAAAGUUGGUCUCAUGUGGACUAUGCUAGAUUUUCACAGAUUUUGGAUUCGCCUGCAAUCCAUCUGAACUUCUACUGGGAUAUGCCAGGGGAAGUCCUAGAAGAACAGAGCGACCAGCAAGCAGACACCAAUCAUGACAUGGUGAACGGUUGUACUCCCCCAGCCUAUGGCCUUGAUUUGACCAUCAGAGGAGGCUUCGUCAAUUAUGGACCAUGGGCAGAUAGGCUCAGGGUGGAAAUCCAGAACGUCUUCUUGCCGAAUCCCUACAAGUCGGUCACCCCUGCAGUUGCUUUGAGUACUGGCCAGCCAAGGCAAAGUACGAGCAUGGUCAUCCGAAUCGAUCUAGAGGACGAGGUCAGCCUCCGCGUACCCACCAAAGAACGCUCCAAAGAUUGGCAGUGGAGAGGGCGGGCACAUACUGUGAAAGAUGCAGCCGCUGUCCGUAAACAACGCGAGAAGCGACAUUUUCGUUUUCGCAGAUCUCAGAAGACCAAGCUUGGUCCUGAUGUUCGACCCUUUGGCUGGCUAACGGUCUCAGCUGGAAGGGACUCCACUGUUCGCUACGAUAUGGAUAUGGUACCCGGGAGCCAAGGCUAUCAAAAUCAGCUAAGGCUCGAACUAAAGAAUACAAAGGCGACCUCAAGCGUUAACCAUGAUCUACUAUGGCGCUGCAAAUCACAAAAAGUAUCUUGCGAUCUCUCCAAUCCCCUUGCAUGGAACAGUCCUCACACAUGGAUCUUUGACGUUGAGAACAAUGCCAUGGAAAUGUUUCUCUUGCGAGAUCAUAUGUUUCUUCUGACUGACUUGAUCAGCGACUUUACCGCAGGGCAGAAGCCAGAUUAUAUGACUUUUGUUCCCUUCCUAUACAAGCUCCAUUUGACUUUUCCAGACUUGAAGCUCUACCUCAAUGCGAAUGAUUACAACAUCAUCGACAACCCUUGCAAUGUGGAGGAGAAUGCUUUCUUGGUCCUGGGAUUUGGACACCUGAGUGGUGAUGUCGAUAUACCCAUGCAAUACUUCGCUCCGCGUGAAAGCAGUGUUAAAUUUCUGGCUGAAGGUCAAAAUGCCUAUUUGCAGCUGAUUACACCCUUGUGGAACACCCUCAACACUCUCGUCGAAGACAAAACUAUGGCAACGCUGAAGAAACUCAAUCUAGAGGGAUCCUACAAUUAUUACUCAAACAUUGCACCGUCCUUGACCGAUUCUCUGUUCAUGACCGUCAUAGGCGGUGCUCCCCAAUUCUUCUUGCACGGUUACCUGAUCCGCUAUUUCAUGAAUGUCAAGGAGAAUUACUUUGGAGAAGAUUUACAUUUCCGAACCCUCGAAGAAUACCAAAACAUGCUUGCGGAUCAGAAUCAUGAUACUCCUCGCCCGGGGCUGAAGAAGGAGAACGACCUAGAUGUCAUUCUAACAGUUCGAGCUGACGAGUCAAGCAUAUUACUGCCAGCCAACAUUUACGCACGAAAUGAAUGCGUGCGAUUUGAUGUACUCCUCGUUGAAGCCGACAUGCGCUUCACCAACUACUACAUGGACUUACAGGUCAAUUCAAGCCCUCUCGAAGCCUCCACUCAAUCUACGCCUCUGGACAACGCAAAGGAUGGCACUGUCAUUUCCAAUUGUCAACUGUUCAUCGACAGUGCUGGCAUCUACGGACAUCGCCUCUUUGGAGCCCCGCCAACUGAACCAACCUAUGUCUGCAAUUGGGACAUUGAUGUUGGCGAGAUCACAGGCGAAUGCUCGUCCCGAUUCAUUCGGACUUUGAUUCCUGCCAUUGCCGCAUUUAUAUUCACGCUUGACGACGAUGAGAAUGCACUUCCAGAAUUUAGGGGCGCUGUAAUACAUGAUGUGACAUUUUUGAGAGUCAGUCUCGCAGCCGUGCGUCUCUGGCUUGUCACAACAGGAGCCGCAUUUCUGCUCGAACUAUCUGAAUGUGACCUCUCCUUUGGAGACUGGGCAGGAUCUAGCUUUGCGAAAACACUAAGGGCUCAUGUCCCGAGCAUUCUUUUUGCGGUUGUCGACCAUCAAAGUGCUGUCCGCCAUCACGACGAUAGUCCUAGCGCAGUGAAAACCUAUGCUAGCUUUCAGACUUCAAUCACCUUAGGCUCCCUAGACAAAUCUGCAGACCUUGCGCAGACUAGAGCUUUGCAACAACAGCAUGUUCGAUACCAUGACCAGCGUACCCACCGCGCGGAUUGGCUGAUGAAAGCCCAGACGCUACACUCAGCACAGCACAAGACCCCUGAAUGGGCCCGUGAACGGCCCGCAAUGCCUGUGCCUGUACUGCCUGAACCAGUUGGUAAAGUGCAAACCACAACCUUGUUCGCUGGAUCUGGAAAUAGUCGAACAUCCCGAGCACGACUUCGUAAGAGUUCAUUCCUCUCUUCCUCGUCAGCAUCCCUGCGUACCAGAGAGCCCCCGAGAGCGCAUACAUCACAACCACAUUCACGACUCGGAUCAUUCCAAGGAAGCCAUCGGACAGGGGUCUACAAGACAUCAUUGGCACCUCCGUCUGAUCACUCUAGCACUCAGAGCAAACGCGCUUCCGCUCAUCUCCACCCAUCCGAGCCACACGGUCAUAUAAAUCUAGUAACCUUCUCGAGCCCAUGGGCUCCCCCUCAUUUCACUUUGCAUGACGUGCACCCAGACACCACCAAUAUGCCUGCAGCGUUGAUUGCCGGGGCUUCAGAGUCGAACAAUUUGGUCUUGCACACUAGCAUGUCUGACACACAGCAUGAUGACUUCGAGCAUACUCCACACAACGGAAUCAUUUGCUUGGUGGAAAAUGGCUUGUCUGGCUUUUGUACACCAGACAUGUUCUUGUCUAUUGGAGAACUAAUUCGCGAGCUGACUACGGAUCAUCCUGUGGAUAUGCUCGAUCAAGUUCAAAUUGAUGUCAUGAAAAGGGUUAUGGAAGUCUACAAACACAAAGAUCAUGGGCACAUGAUAGACAUAGCGAUUCAGCUUCCGCGAGCGCAUAUCAGACUUAUAAACAGUAUCAGUUGCAGCGCAAAUCACGAAGCUUCAGACGAUCAGUAUGAUAUCAAACUCUCCGAAUCUCGGGUCAUGCUCCGUUCAUUACACCGGAAGGCCGAUGGGCGAGGACAACAAGAUUUGCAGAAAAGCCAAAUAGCCUACGGCUCCAUUCAGAGCCUUUCCAUGAGCGUUCGGGAUGAGGCAUUUCAGCCCGGCAAGUCAGCAGCACAAGCAGAACUCUCACUCGCCAAUACAGGCUUUUGGCUUUGCAUUAAAGAGGCCGUCAGUUCAAAGUUGCAAAUCAGCAAUUUCGAUGUAGUUCUAUGGUCGGACCGUCUCGCUAACAUGGCCGGGUUGAUCCAACGGAGCACGACGAUGGUAGACUAUAUCGCAGGCGCAUUUUCAGAUCUGGAUCAAAGCUUAAAGUCAAAACAUUUGAUCUAUCAUCUCACCCUGGCGGGCGACUCGGUCUCAGACCCUGUCUAUUUGACCAAACCGUCCUACGUUUUGCGUAGUGCCGACAAUCAUGUCCGUCUAACAGAUUCUUGGAAAAUAAUGACCCGACUCAGACACAUCUACUUUACACUCCUUUGCGAAAACCAUGGUUUGUUAUCGAAAGGAUGUGACUGCAAAACACUUGAACUCGAAGGUUCAGCAAGAAAGGACGUUCUGUCAUCCUUUGAACGCUGGCGUGGAUGGGAUUAUGCGAGGGACAGGGUCCCUCUAGUGAACAAGCUUUUCGAAGAUCUAGGAUCACCAUUGCCCGAUCUCAAAAAUUCUCUUGCUAUGUCAACAGAAGUGAUUGUCGGAAAGCUGGGUAUCAUAUUAGAUCCGGGUCCGAGACAGAGUGACCUGACGAUGCUCGGCCUUGACUUCAACCUUGCUCUUGGCCCAAUUGAUGAAUCUUCGUUGAAUGGCGAACUUGUCCAGAAGAUCAUUGUGCAAGUUUACCUCGCAGACACUGCUCUACAUCUCAACUGGGCACUGCUCGAGCUGGCACGCCAGGUCAUAGAACUGGGAAAUCCUCUAAAAGCUUCAAAGCCAACAAUCGAUGUCAAAGCAACAGCGACCGCAAGGACUCGGCCUGCAACCAGAAGACAAUUUCAAAUUAUCCUUGGUAGCGAUCUUGCCUCAAUCUACCUCAUGACGACAAACCUAAGAUUGAAAUGGGGUGCUGAGCGAUUUAGAAGUGCUGUCUCGUUCGAUGGAGGUAGCCAUCGACCUGGAGUCGCAUCGUUCACGGUUGCGGCAAACACAGCCAUGGCCAGAUUCAGAAGUCACUCUCGCUCACUACUGAUGUGGGGACUGAAGUCACCCAAAGUGUACGGGUCGGUGUCACCCCAAGCAUCACCGACAGAAAAAACAACUGUGCGUGUCUGUGCAGCGUCCAACAAGCUUCGAUUCGAGAUGAAGGAGAACAUUGUGGGACUUCUCAGCGUAGUAGAGUCAGUCAUAUACGACGAAGUUCAUGCCAUAGUGCGACUGAAGGAUCAAUUACCGCAAGAGGACAACAGGACAGCGACACCUGAACUCUUGCGGAAGAAUGCUCCCAUUAGUCUGGAUCUCCAUGUUGCACUGUUCUUGGACGAUUACAGAUUGAAAGCCUCAAUUGUUCCAUCUCUCUCUUACACCAUCGCAGGCAAUGUUGCUCGGACUUCGAUUUUACCUCGUAAGGACGGUGGCUUAGCCAUCAAUUUCGACAUCAAGCAACAUGAACAUUUAUUCGAGGUGCCCCAUGGAACGUCCAAAAACAAUCUUUCAAUCAUGAAAAUGCCCCCAGUGAAUGGUCGACUCUCUGUGCGACAAACUUCCAAACUUGUGGUAGUCCACGCCCGUACCACUGUGGAGCAAGUCAACCUUGAAGCUGCAGGUGUGCGAGCUUGUUUUGAUGCAUUGAACCAACCUGGCGUCGUGCAACUUAUACCCGAUGCCAAAAUAUCAGUACAGCGGAUCCAAUCUUCGCUGGAUCGGGUUGUAGGUGGAAAAUCUAAAUCUCAAGUUGCACAGCUACCGGACAACACUUUGAUGAUACGUUACGCAAUUCAUGGCACUCUUGCUGCGGUGAACAUCCAUAUGAGUGCUCCUUCAAUAGUCGAAGGGAACAAGUACAAGGCUGAAAUGGAAUUGAGGCUGGAAGGAACCACUCUUUUUGUUCACAACGAGUCGGACGAUCCCGAUACGAUAUAUGAACAACCGCAGUUUUCUCUUAACUCAAAAGGUGUUGGGCUAAGCGUUUACCGCACAAAUGAGCAUAAUAAGGUGAAUGUUGGAAGGUGCAUUGUGGGUCUCAAGGCAUCUGGGAAAACGUCAAAAGAUACUGGAUCCCGAACAGUCCAAGUGUAUCGCGCGAAGAGCGAAGCUAUCACGAUUGAACUCUACGAAGAAACCGUGUCAGUUGGUGUUGAUAUCGCCAAUUUUAUUCAGGAGCGCAUUCAGUCGAUCAAACUUGCGGACCCUUCAGAUAACAUCACGCGACUAAGAAGGAUGACUACCGCUGGCUUGACGGAUCGUUUAAAACCAAAAGACCAGAUCGAGACAGCAUUGGUAGCUACGAUGUCACAAGACUCAACAGCUUCGGCACUGUACAAUUCUACAUACGCCCUGGACCUAGAGAACAUUUGCGUCCGAUGGAACCUGAAGCGACAUUCGGUGCUAUCCCCUACAAGAGAGCCCGAAGAUCUGGUUUUCUCAAUUCGUCAGGUCGGUCUUCAGACCAGACAAGAGGGUACUGCAAGGCUGUCUAUCAUUGACACCCAGUUACAAAUCGUGCCUCAGUCGCAAUCGGACCGUCCCACUCUGCGUACAUCCAAUUCUGCCCUGCUGCCGGAGGUAGUUUUCGGUGCGGCAUAUCUAACCACUAAGCGUGAUCGCCGAUUUGCCUUCCAUGCCAAAGGAAAGGCCUUGGACCUUCGACUUGCAUCGGACUCUGUCAUUCCAGCACAUGCUCUACAGAGCUCCAUCGGAAAUGCGAGUGUAGAGUUACGAAAGGCAAAGAAAUAUACUGCAGACAGUCCACAGACGCCAGAAGCAGAACAUUCCAAUUUCUUCCUCGGCAAGAAACGGCUGGCGUCGCUUCUCGUGGAUGCAGAUUUUGCUGGGGCUGUUGUCCAUAUCAGCCCACGUGCUGAAGUCCAACAUCAAACUUCUGUCUUUGGUUUCCUCAAGGGGAAGAAGAGGUCACGGGCGGGCCGUUAUGGACAAGCUGUGCAAGGCGACGAUGCCACAUCCGCAACAUUGCAGUCCCCUGGUGUUGCACUCAAAGUCGAGUAUAGCGAUAACGGACAGGAUGAUCCGACCCUCAGUACAGAGGUGAGAGUGGCAGCAUCGUCGAACACGCUAUAUCCAACUGUUGUACCUCUCAUCCUAGAGAUUUCAUCAAGCGUCAAAGAGAUGCUCGGUGACGAAGAUACCAGUACUGAACAGGCCAAACCUUCAGUACAGCCAACUAGCUAUCUCUCAGAUGCCACGAUGACGAACACUAGCCCAACGGCCAUCUUAGGUCGCUGUAAGUUGAAUGCCGGUCUCUACAUCCAGCGGCAGGAGUUCAGCCUUAGUUGCCAGCCGAUUGCACGGGUCGCUGCAACCGCAAGCUUCGCAGAUAUAUUUAUCACCAUCAAUACGGUAUCGGCUCCCGACCAAGAACGCUUUUUUGCCAUUCUUACGACGUUUAACAAGCCGGAAGCUUCUGUGCAGCAUGUCUACUCUAGAGAAUCCACCGCGCGGUUCGGGGUCGACUCGAUUGUAAUGUCCUUGAUGAACAGCAAGCAUGUGAGUUCGCGAACUGGGAUUUCUGCCAUACUCAAUUUUAGCCCGAUGAACAUCGACAUCAACGCCAAGCAGGUUCAAGAUUUUCUUCUGUUCCGCGAGAUAUGGUAUCCAGCCGAGCUUCGGCGAACUUCGAAACCAACACCAUCUGUGGCUACAACUCAGGAUCAGCAAGCCUAUGCGAUGCAGCGUUUCCAAGAGAUCUCCGCGCAGGGCACGCUGCCAUGGCAUGCUAUUGUUUCAGUGCAAGAGAUCAAGCUACAAGUUGACUUGGGUCAAGGCUUAGGCAAAUCAGUCUUUACGAUUUCCAAGCUAUGGGCAUCUUCCAAGAAGAACAAUGACUCUGAGCAAAACCUUUGCAUUGGCUUUGACAGGGUUGGCAUUGACAGCACGGGGCGAAUGAGUGGUUUCGUCGAGCUACAAAAUAUGAGAGCCAGGACAUCCAUCAGGUGGCCUGUGGAUUCGCAGGCACACAAGAGAGCUCCACUAGUUCAAGCAUCUAUUGCUUUUGAACACUUCCGAGUGAAAGCAUCAUUCGACUAUCAGCCAUUCAUAGUGGCAGAUAUCUCCUCGUUCGAAUUUCUGAUGUACAAUGUCCGUCAGGACUCACAGAAUGCCAAUGAUCGUCUGGUGGCUAUUCUUGAUGGUGGCAAAGUACAAGUCUUCUGCACAACAGCAACAGCUGGGCAAGCUUUGGCUUUGGUACAGGCUUUUGAGAGGCUGGUACAAGAGAAGCAAGAGGCAUACCAGACUUCGUUGCGCGAUUUGGACAAAUUCCUGCGAAGAAAAUCCGUCUUCCCAUCCAGCAAUUGGGUCACACCGCCUCCACGGAUCAAGGAAAAUUCCGCCACAAAGAGCAUGUUCUCUCUCCACACAGAUGUUGUUGUGACACUUAGAGCACUCGAUGUGGGUGCUUUCCCGACAACAUUCUUUGACAACCAAAUCCUGAAGCUAGAGGCAACGGAUGUGCAAGCCCGAUUCGCCGUAGCGACAACUGACGGCAAAACUCAUAGUGGACUGGGAAUGAGCCUUGGUCAAGUCAGAGUAGCUCUGUCCAAUGUCAACCGAGUGACCACCAAGGCGUUGAGCGAAGUAUCCGUGCCCGAGGUCAUUGAAAGAGCGACCACGUCUCGGGGAGGGACGAUUGUCAAGGUACCCCGAUUAGUCUCGUCCAUGCAGACGUGGCAAGAACCGGAGUCCAACAUUAUUGAGCAUAUCUUCCGCAGCACGUUCGAGGGCAAGGUUGAUGUCGGCUGGAACUUUGCGCGGAUCAACUUCAUUCGUGGCAUGUGGACCGCGCACUCUCGCGGUCUGGCUCAACGACUUGGGAAGCCUUUGCCACCUUCAGCGGUCAAAAUCACUGCCGAGCCUCAAGGGGAUGGAGAGAAUGGUGGGCAGGAGAAGAUCACUGCAGUGGUCAAUGUUCCGCAGUCGCGAUUCACAUAUGUUGCUCUGGUACCCCCAGUCAUUGACACUCCACAGCUACGAGACAUGGGUGAAGCAACUCCGCCUCUGGAAUGGAUAGGGCUACAUAGAGACAAGCUGCCCGAAGCAACCCAUUCGAUUGCUAUUGUUUCCCUAUUGGAAGUGGCCAGGGAGGUUGAAGAUGCAUAUGGCCGCAUUCUUGGGGCGAGUUGA
This is a messenger RNA of Exophiala bonariae, 9720 nucleotides long. RefSeq lists its product as uncharacterized. The coding region runs from base 1 to 9720 and encodes 3239 amino acids. The record is from RefSeq and is a predicted model, not a curated record. Lineage: Eukaryota; Fungi; Ascomycota; Eurotiomycetes; Chaetothyriales; Herpotrichiellaceae. Gene Ontology annotation, cellular component: membrane. The transcript is spliced from 2 exons. Gene Ontology annotation, biological process: fermentation.